This is a messenger RNA of Salvelinus sp. IW2-2015, 2558 nucleotides long. RefSeq names its product muscarinic acetylcholine receptor M2-like. Gene Ontology annotation, biological process: adenylate cyclase-inhibiting G protein-coupled acetylcholine receptor signaling pathway; regulation of smooth muscle contraction; regulation of heart contraction. Gene Ontology annotation, molecular function: G protein-coupled acetylcholine receptor activity; G protein-coupled serotonin receptor activity. The record is from RefSeq and is a predicted model, not a curated record. Gene Ontology annotation, cellular component: plasma membrane; dendrite; synapse. NCBI's taxonomy places the organism in Eukaryota, Metazoa, Chordata, Actinopteri, Salmoniformes, Salmonidae.
UCACAUACACGCUCUCCUCCCUCGCCACUUUCUCCAGCCAAGAAGCCAGCUUUGCCUCCCCAGCUUUACUCUACAAGCAUGUCCUCAGACGUGCAGCCGUGUGAUGAAGCGGACCAACUAACUUCCAGAGAGCACCGGACGAAGGAAACCCGCUGCACGAGUAGCAGAAAAGCCUGAGAGCAGGGUCAUCCCAAGCUGACCCCAUCCGGAGACUUCUUCCUGGGCUGAACACAAUGGUGACUGUUUGACAGUGAAAGUGGAGGUUUACUGUAUAGUAGCUCAGCUGGAGUUCCUCACCCCUUCAUGACAUGCAGUGAGCCGAUGCCACCAGCAGACAGAUCUAAUUCCUCCAUGAUGUGGGAUUGGAAGAUUGGAAGACAGAAGACAUGGAGAGACGGAGAGAUGGUUUUCCCUCCCUGCCUUCUGACCUCUCACACACAGGUGCAAAGGCGAUUCAACGCCUGAACUCCAACUGAAUAGAAGAACAUCCCCAAGACCAGAUGCAAUGGAGAUGUUCAAUUUCACCAACUUCACCUACUGGAAUGCCUCAGAAGGCACUGACGCAGGGCCUGUCAUUGAACCCGAAAGCCCAUACAAGACUGUGGAGGUGGUGUUCAUCGUAUUGGUGGCUGGGUCCCUCAGCCUGGUCACCGUUAUUGGAAAUAUCCUGGUCAUGCUUUCCAUUAAGGUCAAUAGGAACCUACAGACGGUCAACAACUACUUUUUAUUCAGCCUUGCAUGUGCUGACCUAAUCAUCGGGCUGUGUUCCAUGAACCUGUACACAGUAUACAUAGUGAUUGGCUACUGGCCCUUAGGGCCUGUGGUGUGUGAUCUGUGGCUAGCKUUGGACUAUGUAGUGAGUAACGCAUCUGUCAUGAACCUACUCAUCAUCAGUUUUGACAGAUACUUCUGUGUCACAAAGCCCCUCAGCUACCCUGUCAAAAGGACCACCAAGAUGGCAGGGAUGAUGAUUGCUGCUGCCUGGGUCCUGUCCUUCAUUCUGUGGGCCCCGGCCAUCCUAUUCUGGCAGUUCAUCGUGGGCGGGCGGACAGUGCCUGAGAGGGAGUGUUACAUUCAGUUCUUCUCUAAUGCAGCAGUCACCUUCGGCACGGCCAUCGCAGCKUUCUACCUGCCCGUUAUCAUCAUGGUCAUUCUCUACAUACAGAURUCUAUAGCCAGUAAAAGCCGGGUYAAGAAYGAGACCAGGAAGCCGUCAGGGCCCAACCRAGAGGCCCUGUCCCARGAGCAGGCAAGGMGCAGUAAUWCUGCCAAGCCCAUCAACAACAACSUGACAGCAGAGGACACAGAGCAGGGCASGARCSAAGCCAKAGAUGACGUGGCCAACCAGCACGAKGGUAAACUGCAGAACGGCAAGGGCCCAUCCACCACGGGUGGAGAGGGGGAGAUGGAGGGUGWGGACYGGGGUAGGGAGAACUGUGCCCACGGAGAGGAGAAAGAGAGCUCCAACGACUCGACAUCUGGCAGUGCAGCUGCGUCCAACCACAAAGAAGAAGAAGCYGUGCCAUCCAGAGCAAACUGCAACACCGAGCUCGUUCAGCAGCCAACCCGCCACCGGGCCAAGGCAGGCGGCUCCAAACUCACCUGCAUCAAGAUUAAGACCAYMUCUCRCAAGGGGGACUGCUACACGCCCUCCAACGCCACGGUGGAGAURGUCCKRGCCACGGAGAAGCAGAARCACGUGGCGCGGAAAAUCGUGAAGAUGACCAAGCAGCCYCCCAAGAAGAAGAAAGCYCCACCGUCUCGGGAGAAGAAGGUGACCCGUACCAUCAUGGCCAUCCUGGUGGCCUUUGUGGCSACCUGGACKCCUUACAAUGUCAUGGUGCUCAUCAACACCUUCUGCUCCAGCUGCAUCCCCAGCACGGUCUGGACUAUCGGCUACUGGCUGUGCUACAUCAACAGCACCAUCAACCCCGCCUGCUAUGCCCUCUGCAAUGRCACUUUCAAAAAGACAUUCAAACAUCUCCUCCUCUGCCAGUACAAAAACAUUAGGUCAGCUAGAUGAAUAUGGAUGGGAGUGUGCGUGUGUGCAUGUGUGUGCGUGCGUGAGUGUGUGCGAGAGAGAGAGAGGUUUAUGAUGUGGUCCCUUUCCUUUGUUUUUACUCUACGGCUCAUAAGAAAACAUGUAUCCUGCAGCCAUGUUGGGUUUGGCUCUGAUGAAUGAGAUUUGUGAUGCAACUGUUGAGACAUAAGACUUACAAAGAAGAGCACAGCCAGGAGAACAAAUACAUCGAACAUGAAAAGGUCAGUUGGAUAGAGAGCUCUGCACUGCACAAGACGAAUUCUAAGGGAAAAUAGGGCUGACUGAAUUCACAAACUUCCCGUUUGAAAUUCAGUGUAAAAAAAAAAAAAACUCUAUAUAUCAAUGUAUACGCAAAAUGUAAAUGUGUGUGUGUGUGUGUGUGUGUGCAUCUGUCUGAGCGUGACAGAAUGAUCCAUCACACAGUUUCAGUGGAGAUGUCCGCCAGUGAAGACAGCACAAGGACAUACAGUACAUACUACAAACUGUUAUCUGUAUGCUGGUGGCUCUCUGUGUUGGC